Molecule: messenger RNA, 1001 nt
Organism: Ruditapes philippinarum (Manila clam)
Lineage: Eukaryota; Metazoa; Mollusca; Bivalvia; Venerida; Veneridae
Exons: 2
Coding region: 6-1001 (331 amino acids)
Source: RefSeq, a predicted model, not a curated record
GCAAAAUGCGUUUUACAGCAAAAUUUAAGAAGAAAACAUGUAAGCAAUUAACUGAUGACAGAAAAGUAUGUGUGGAUCUCAAGAAAGAUCAUUACUUAAAGAAUCUACAAAAAAAGUGUCCAUUUAAAGAUUGCAAAUAUGCAAAAUAUUUGCCAAAAGAUACUGAGGACAAAUGCGAUUUGGUUGCGCUGUAUAACCCUACAACUGACAGAAAGCGUGGUAGAUUAAAACGUUUGCAGAUAAUAGCAAUAUUUAUAGUUAAAAGUGCCAAUGGCAGCACUUCGAUAUCAGACCUCGUUAACUUGAACAAGAGAGUUAACCGAGAAACGGAAAAAUGUAAGACUGAUACUUCUGACACCGAGGCGAUGCAGAUGCUUUGUAUUUGUAGAGAAUUUCAAAUAGUGAUUAAAAAGACUUUAAAAGAUCCAGCGUUACAGAAGAAAAACAGAGAGCCUAUCUCAAAAGAGUACGAUGAUAAUCAAAACAGCCUUAGAAUUCUAGAAAAAGAAGUUAAGACACAUACACAGAACAAAUGUUCAUCUAAUAGAGAAUGUAAAACACACCAAAGAAAUGAAUCUGAUUCCAUGAAGUUUUGCCAUGGUAACUUUAUGGACCUGGCCAGUCACAAAGAAGCGGGAGAUUUCGGAUCUGGAAAGGUCCAGGACCAUGCAACAUAUACUAAAAAUGCAUUUGAACAUCAGCGUGUAAUAUUUAACGAUCAGACAAUAAGGCUGAAAGAAAGACAUAUGCAAGUAAAUGACCAAACCAAGAGAGGGAAUUGUGUUUAUAUAUCAGAGCAAGAUGAGACGGAUGAGUUAAAAGGAGCUGCGGCAAAGUUUAAUAACUUUCCUGGUAGAAAUUACGAAAAAGUGCACGAAUUAGCAAGGAUAAAACUUUAUGAUCAAUUUAAAAAGGCAAAUGUGUAUGACAAGGAAGAAGUUCGGAAAGAAGUAAAAUUGUGUCAGAAUUCUAAGAAAAUUGUUUUUGAUCAAACCAACUGA